AUGCCGAGUAUCGCAUCAUGGAACGGCUCUCUGACAUCCGCCAACAACGAUUGGCGCGUCCUUACAGUCCGCACUCGUUACAACCAGGCCGAAGACCUGCCACCGUACGAGGCCACGGUUCACCUCUUCUCCAUUGAACUCCCUCUCCUGACUGAUACCAGGGACUGUUUUUUAUACCUCAUCUGGCGACGCAGGGCAGUGAUGGCCCUGCAGGCUCUGGACCUGGACCACUUGAUUUACGCAGGUCUCCCCCGCCCUGGCCGGGAUGACCCCAAUGUGCAUCACUGGCUCCGGCUAUCCAGGCUCGUCGGAUUCUGGCUGAUACAGCACAUCGAGGAGCAGCUUUUCCUGGAAAUCCAGGAAUCGGCACCCUGUCGGAUGGUUCUUGCCGACGAAGUCUUUCAAGAAAUUGAGGCUCGUUUCGGCACAACUUCCGAGGAAAUCGAUGAGCUUAUCAGCCGUCUUGAGAGUGAGGAAGAUUCUUGA
Penicillium argentinense is the source of this 486-nucleotide messenger RNA. RefSeq lists its product as uncharacterized. The transcript has a single exon. The record is from RefSeq and is a predicted model, not a curated record. The coding region runs from base 1 to 486 and encodes 161 amino acids. Lineage: Eukaryota; Fungi; Ascomycota; Eurotiomycetes; Eurotiales; Aspergillaceae.